Molecule: messenger RNA, 1878 nt
Organism: Aspergillus versicolor CBS 583.65
Lineage: Eukaryota; Fungi; Ascomycota; Eurotiomycetes; Eurotiales; Aspergillaceae
Product: pentatricopeptide repeat protein
Exons: 1
Coding region: 1-1878 (625 amino acids)
Molecular function (GO): protein binding
Source: RefSeq, a predicted model, not a curated record
AUGGAAAUUGGAUCGAGACCGUUGAACGUCAAUCCCAGAAAGAUCCAUAUAUGGAGGGCUACCCGGGACAAGAUAUUCGCAGCAAGGUUGCUUCAGAAGAGCUUGCGAAUCCCACUGGAAUUCAAUGAAGCGGAUAAUACUCUAUUCGAAAAAUUAAAAGCAGACCCCGACAAUGCUUUCCGCAACCAAUGGACAUCGCUGUUGAGGCACGAGAAACCUUUUCACUGGCAGCGCUUGUCGCUGUGGUUGUUAUAUCACUCGCCCGAGCUUGUGCCAGACUUUUUACGGAUCACUUGUCAAGAUACCGACAAACCGAAACUUAUAUUUGUGACUGACUGUAUUCGAUUUCUGUUAAAGCUGUAUCCUGAUGUUGUGGAUCAGUCACUUAUCACAAGUUGCUUGCAUCCGGACAACUGGCCCAGCCAUCAUCUACCCCAAAAGGCGGUUCGAAUUUACGUCGAAAAUUCGGAGCGCAAUGCCGUAUACUACGCUUGGUCCGUCGCGCGCAAGGAAAAGAUGGUUCUGACACCCGAAACACUUCUAUGUUUUGUGAAGCGAUUUACGGAACUUGGUGACGUCGACAGUGCUAUUGAAGCCAUUCGAAUGGUUCAAACUAUGGAAAAUCCGGAAUUUUCUAUGGACUCAGAAGCGGUUCUUCGCCAUUGCUGCAAGCUACUCACGCUUGACUCCGUUGUGGGCGCUGGAAGCGAGCGCAAUUUUCGCAUACUUCCGAAGCUCCUUGAGCUGGGAGUUCAGCCCACUCGCGACCUGAUGAACGUUGUUCUCUCGAAUGCGUAUAAAACUGGUGACUCUCAGCUCGGGCAGGACAUAUUAAAUUACAUGCAAGCUCAAGGGCUGAAACCCGACUCUUAUACCUACCUAACCUUACUCACAAAUGCUGUUGGCGCGGGCGAUAGCCAACGCCUCGAAGCUUUGCUGCAAGAGAUCCAAGUCAAGGAGGAACUACACCGCAACCCUUGGAUCAUGAGCAAGGUUCUCCAUGCGCAUUUCCUUUCCAUGAUCAAAGAAAACGACUUCAGUGAUGAUCCCAAUGCCUUCUUCUACUCCAUGCUGGCCAUGUAUAAUCGAUUGCAUGAUAUCACCCCACUAAAAGAGCUCUCUGUCGUUCCUUAUCACUAUACCCCCCCGAGCGGCAGCGGCGAUUCCCCGCCGUCCGUUGUUGCUUUAUAUAUUGUCAUUUCAACAUAUCUUCGGUGUGUGAAGAGCAUUGUGAACGUGGAACAUGUUUACUCGCGUUUUCGACAACUCGUGUUGGAGGGCCAUGGCACGAUCGCUCCGCUCGCAGCAACCGAUCACACAUAUAAUGAAUUUUUAGUAGCGUUCCGAAAUGACCCUCGAGGGCUGCGACCUGCAGUACGUCUAGUUGAAGACAUGCUAAGUUCUGUUCCCAAGGACGCCCAUAUCACCAAGAAAAUUGCGCGGAUCGAAGUCGAGCAUGCACCGCCAAGUUCCCAAACCUGGAAUAUCCUGAUGAGUUGCUUUGUGUUCAACAGGCAACCCCAUGCUGCUGAUAAAGUGAAGGCAAUGAUGGGCAAGCACGGAGUACCCUGUCUAAUCGACACUUGGAACAUGAUCAUCAACAACCAUGCCAACUCCCAAAACGUUCCCGCGCUCGCGCAAGCAAUCAAGCAGAUGGAACUCGAAGGCUUUACACCGGAUAAAUAUACACACAAUUCUCUGCGUUUUCUGCGAGAUCCAGAACGGCUUUGGGCUGCCGUCGAGGAGUUAGACCAGGGACCCGAUUCAGAUUCUGGAGUUGAGCCAUCCAGUCAGGCAGCUACGAAAGAGCCAGAUAGCGUGUCUUUGCUUGAUCAAGGUCUGCAAAGAUUGAAGGACAGUAUGAAGGCGAAAACAUGA